CGCGAACGAACGUGUUGCGCGCGCGUCGAAUAAAUAAAGUAAUAAUAUUUUCUCGUUUGGCUCUGUCUCGCCGCGGGACUGUUACUUGAAGCCGACUUGUGGUUGGUCGGUAGAGAGAAAAAAGCAGAGAAUACGCAUCGCCGAGAUCGAAAAAAACCCCAGUUUGAAUCGAUGCGAAAACAGUUGCUUAAACCACAAAUACGAAGAAACAAUUUACAACAUUACUGUAGGCGUGCGUGUAACGGGCAGCAACAGUAAAUUUAAACGUAACCUCGUCGGUCCCUACAUAAUCGUCCCCCCUCCCCCUACAAACUGUCAUCAACCGCAUCGCUUCGCAUUGCGCAUUACGUUACGGCAACGGUUACGUCGUGCGUGCCUGCCUCUCGUCUUUCUGUGCGGUGGUGCGUGUGUGUGUGUGUGUGUGCGUAAGGUGUGGUAUAUAUAUAAAAUCGAUUGCAAUUGAACCAACGCCGCAGCGAGGCAGCAACGUGUGCCGUUAGGAUUUUUUCCAUUACUAACAUUUCUGCGCCGUGCUGGUUUUUUUUUUUUGUUGAAUCAAUCCACCAGCCCCCAACCCAACAGUUUUCUGCAACAUAUCAAAUUAUUGUUUGAAAUAUUUUUUUCCUGUGCCACCCGCUUAUCGGUGAUUGCGUGUGGGUGUGUGUGUGUUCGUGCGUGCGUUGAAAGGAAAAAGAGAAGCAGCAAGAACGUAAAGUACGCAAACUUUAUCGCUCUCUCUCCUAGUUUCGUUGCGGAUCGAAAAUGGAUAAGCCAACAACAAAAACCACAACGAACACGGCUCCGGCUGAUGCCCAGAAUGAGGCAACAGCAGCGGCAACACAGCCAAAUGCUGGGUGUGGCAGCAGCACCACCACCAAGAAAAGCAACAACAGUGGCACAACCACAACUAACGGCACCAGCAGCAGCAGCAACUGUAAUGGGAAUAGGAGUCACAGCAACGGCGUCGCCUUGCAGCGUUUAUCAUCAUCGACUACAACAACAAGUGUAAAUGGAAACGCCACAAGCAGCGGCAACGGAAGUGGCAGUGGCAUGCUGAUUAACCUCAAUAUCAGCACCACCACCGGCGGCAACUUUGCCGUCAGCGUGGAACCCCACAUCAACGUGGAGAGCCUCAAGAAGAUAAUCGCCAAAAAGCUGAAGGUGGCAAAGGAUCGCAUAUGUCUGCUGCAUCGUGAAAAAGAACUACAGGAUGGCACACUCAAAGAUCACAACUUAAUGGAUGGUUCCAAGAUCAUUUUAAUACCAAAUGUCGAGACAGGUUUAUUGGCCCAGCGUCCGGAGAACACUGUGAUGCAGGCCCUAGAAUCGCUCAACGAAUCGCAGGUCAAUGACUUCCUCAGCGGCAAGACUCCGCUCAAUCUGAGCAUGCGCCUGGGCGACCACAUGAUGCUUAUCCAACUCCAGCUGAGCACAGUCAAUCCGAGUGCCGCCACUGUGGUCUCCGCCUCGGGCGGUGGUGGCUCCGUCUCUGCUGCUUCCGCUGCUUCCGGUGGCAGCUCCUCGUCCACCAGCUCCAGUUCCAGUUCCAACGCGGCGACUUCUGCAGCCGCCGCCUCGACAUCCCUUUCGAAGGCCGGAGGCGGCUCCUCUUCCGCCGCCGGGUCACAAGCAGUGUUUGUGGGGGGCGUUGGCUCCUCGAACAGUAGUUCAUCAUCGCACACCCGUGCUCGCCCCUCCGGCCAGCGCCUGGGAAAGAUCGGCCAUGGCCACGUGCACAGCCAUCAGCAUCCGAGCCUGCAUCACGGCUCCUGGCACGGCCACGGGCAUGGCCAUGGCCAUGGGCAUCACCAUCAUCAUCACCACCACCAUCACCACCAUCACCAUCACAACGCAUCGGCGGUGGCCGCCGGCACCAGCGGGGGCAUGUCCUCGCUUCGCAAGAUGUUCGUUGAACUACCCAGCUCCAGCCCCAGUGCAGGAUCGAGUGCUGCCACUGGACAGGGUCAGAGUCAGGGUCAGGGCCUCAUCAAUGCACCCGAUCUGAGCAAAUUGCUGAUCAAGGGCGGCAUCCAAAACAUUGUCAAGAGCUUUGCCCUCAAGGAGACUACGCGCACGACAGUCAAUGGAUCCGCUGCAGGUGCCGCUACCGGCAAGAACCUGCUGGAGCAGUCGCCCAUCAAAUCGCUCUCGAAUCUCGUGUCGAGCCCCAUCAAGAUGACGGCCAUCAAGAACAUUCCCUCGGGCUCGAGUUCGAGUUCGAGCUGCAGCUGCAGCUCCAUCGCGUCCCCGGCCACGGCGCCAGCCUCCACAUCAUCGCCCAGCUCCGUCUCCGCAUCUUCAGGACCAUCGGGUGGCGGGGUCUGCAGCAGCAAUAGCUGUCAACAGGAUCCGAUAGCCGCCAAGCUGACGUCGUGCCUCUGCACGCGUCUGGCCACGCCGCCAGUUGCCCCUGCAUCCGCCACUGCUGCUGCCACUGCCCCAAUGUUACCCAGAUCCAACAAAUGCCCCGACAGUUGCAUUGGCUUCGCUGCGUCCCGCUCCUCGGCCACGUCGAACGGCAGUAGCAGCAGCAGCGGCAGCCUCGGAGUCACCUUCUCUGGUAACUCGAUGAUGCACAAGACGGGCAACAACCGCAUCGCGCGCUCCAAGCACCGCCACUUCCAUAGCCACAGCAGCCAGAAUCAGUUCUACCAGCAGGCGUGUGUAAAUGCCGCCUCCUUCUCCGCCUCAGGAUCGGGAUCAGGAUCGGCAUCGGGAUCGGGAUCUGCCUCGCGCCGCAAGCAGGAGCAGGCUGGUGCAGCAGCACCCACAGCUUCCACAGCAACAGCCCCCCAGGCCACCGUUUCAGCCUCCUCAGACCCGGAUGAGGCAUCACUGGGUGUGUCCGACACCCGGACACUGGCCGAGGCAUCGCGCAAUCUCACCCAGACGCUGCGCAAGCUCUCCAAGGAGGUGUUCACCAACAAGAUCGAUCUGUCCGGUGCCAGUGUGAGCAGCUCCAGCAGCAGCAGUGGUGGCGGCUCCUCGGGGUCCGGCGGCAGUGGUGGCAGCCACGGGGCCGGUGGCUCUUCUGGGGGUGCAGGCGAUGAGGCGCCCAGGAAGGGCGGCUCUGGGGCCGUCAUUGAGUCGAUGAAGAACCAUGGGAAGGGCAUCUACUCCGGCACCUUCUCGGGCACCCUCAAUCCCGCACUGCAGGACCGCUACGGUCGCCCCAAGCGCGACAUCUCGACGGUAAUUCACAUUCUCAACGAUCUGCUGAGUGCCACGCCCCAGUACAGCCGCGGGGCGCGCAUCAGCUUCGAGGCACCCAGCGGCACGGGCGGUGGCUCCUCCUCCAGCGGAUCCGGUUCCUCGUCUGCAUCCACCUCCUCCUCUGCAGCAGCAGCAGGAGCUGCAGUCAGUGGACUGCACCACGGAUCCCGCGGUAAAAUUUACUCAUCGAAGCACCACAACUGCGUCAAGUGCAGUCGUGCCCACCAAUACACGGCCGUGUCGACAGCCUUGACUGGCGGCUAUUCGGCAUCGAAGGCAUCCGCCGCCGCAGCAGCAGCCGCCGCACUAUCCUCAGCCUCCACAUCGUCCAAGUCCGUGCACAGCUGCUGCCUUCUGGAGGGCAGCAAUGCCAGCGGCAGUUCAACGGCAGCAUCCAUUCACAGCAAUGGAAAUGGGAAUGGCUGCAGCUGCCGCUAUCGCCUUGUGGCCGGUGGGGAGGAGCGCGAACGCGAGAAGGAGCACACGUGCCAGAAGUGCACCCAGGAGCUGGACAACCUCAAGACCAAGUCGAAGAUGGACCAGCUGCGCCUGGUCAUGCAGCAGCACAAGCAGAAGCGGGAGGCGCGCAAACUCAAGAGCGGACCCUAUGCGGUCAAUGUCAGCAAUGCGGCUGCGGGGUCCAGUGCAGGCGCUGAGGCUGCGUCCGUGGGCGCUGGCGCCCAGUACAGUGCAGUGAGCGCCCUGGUGGCCACCGCUGCCCAGGGAACUGUCGGAACAGCAGGAGGAACUGCAGCCGGAGGCGCAGCAACAGCAGCAGGUGUUGGUGGAACAACCACAACAACAACAACAACAACCACCGCCACAGCCACAGCAGCAUCGGGGGCCAGCAGCGAGGUGCCGCCCAAUCACAUUGUGGAGGAGGUGGACACGGCUGCCUAAGCAACCUCCCAACCUCAACCUUGUCCUAUUUGUUUAGCAUUUACUAGUUUAUGCUUGAAGUUUGUUCCACAAGCAACACAACACACAAUCCACAUGAAAACCGAUGAAAAAUAAGUAAACAAAAAACAUAAAGAAGAAAGGGAAAAGUAACAGACUAGAAGAGAAGAGAAGAGAAAAACUUAAGCUUAUAAUCAUUUAAAUAUGAAUUUAGUGUAUAACCAACCGAUCCUUGUCCUUGUGGAUGCUAUGAUGCUAUGCUAUGACAUGCAAUCCACCAUCCACCCGUUGCUCUUCCAUGUGGAGCCCUUCAACCACACUGGGACGGUGGGGAGAGAGGAUUGGAGCUGUUAAAUUAAUUGUAAGAAGUGUAAUUGAGAAACACAAAAUCCGAAACAGAAACACAACCACAAGAUGAGAAUACUUUAGAAGCCACUCCUCUCCAGGGAGAAUCCAGGGAGAAUCGAGCAGCUCGUAUACUAAAUCAUAUAUGUAAAUGGAAUUUAGUUAAAUUUGUUUGUUCUAUCUGAGGGAAAACCUUUUGAGAAACGCCGCUCUACACUCUAGUAAAGAUGGAGUGAGAGAAGAGGGAGGAAGAAUCUAAAAUGUUAAAAUCUGAAAACCAGAGAAAUGUAAUGAAAAAAUGGAACGCACCUAAUAUUACAUACCUACAUAUACAUAUAUAUAUACAUAAUAGUUAUUAAAGUAACCGAAAGGAAGGAGAAAUUCAAAAGUGAAAUUCAGAAAUAAUUUGAUAAAUAAUAGGAUAUAUCCACAUAAUGCAAACACGAAGCACGUGGCAGCAGGAGGAAUUUUGGUAGGGCUACAACAACCCCAACAAAAAACAAAGAACCAGAAACUAGAAUUUACUUUAAGGACACACGCACACACACACACACACACACACAUGGCUUUGGCAGCUUUAUAUUCAAUAUUAUGUUAAAACUUAAACACGAGAGAACGAGGAUCGAUCGCUUUAACCUGAUUUGCCUUAAUAGAAAAUCGUUUUUUUUUUCCCCGCCUUAUUCUAUAUAUAUAUUUUUUUUUUUGUUUGUUUCUGGAUCACGAAGAUCACGGACAUUAAGUGUUUAAAUCGAAAACGGAAAAUCGGAUGGAAUGAGGUGGGUGGGGCGCUGGAUAAUGAAUUAUUCUGCCCAACCCAUCCACCCAUUUAAACAUCAUCCACAACACACACACGACACACUAUUACUAUUGAAUUAGUUAGUAAGAACCUACCUAUGUUUUUCUAUUCUAUUAAUUUUACCUUUGAGAGCACACAACCCUAAUGCUAUAUAUAUAAUCUGUAAUCUUUGAUAUAUUGUCUAUAAUGGCGAUUCAUUGUCGAUUGCAAGUGUAUCGUAGUUUAGUUUGCAACAAUUUUCGGUUGCAGUUGCAGUUACAGAUGGAUGCAACGGACUUAUCAGUUAAUCACUUUGGAACAUACACAUACUAUAUACAUAUUAUUGGAUGCGUACCCUAAUUACUUCUUUUUUUUUUGUUUGUUGUUCAACACUUACACUCGUACUCUUACCCGAUUUCAUCCCAUGCAGAUGAAUAAUGCAAUUAGUUAUAAGGCAAGUUUAAUUCUUGAUUUUCGAUUGGAGUACCGAUUCGAUUUGAUUCGUUUUUGGGCCCCCUCCACCCGAGUGCACCCACCACUGCAGCAAAAACAACUACAACAAGAACAAG
This is a messenger RNA of Drosophila obscura, 5799 nucleotides long. It is a transcript of the gene stx, whose product is annotated as midnolin homolog. The transcript is spliced from 7 exons. Gene Ontology annotation, cellular component: nucleus. Gene Ontology annotation, molecular function: protein binding. Bases 763 to 4113 code for a protein of 1116 amino acids. Lineage: Eukaryota; Metazoa; Arthropoda; Insecta; Diptera; Drosophilidae. The record is from RefSeq and is a predicted model, not a curated record.